This is a messenger RNA of Theileria orientalis strain Shintoku, 1545 nucleotides long. RefSeq lists its product as hypothetical. Bases 1 to 1545 code for a protein of 514 amino acids. NCBI's taxonomy places the organism in Eukaryota, Apicomplexa, Aconoidasida, Piroplasmida, Theileriidae. The record is from RefSeq and is a predicted model, not a curated record. The transcript has 5 exons.
AUGAAAAAAAUUAAACUUAUGUAUCAUGUAUUUAUAAUUCAGGUGUGUAUGUUAAAAUUUUGUUCAGGCAGACAGUUACACACACCAGCCCAGAAUACGAGUAAGAAUUCUAGUAAAUUGGACCCUCACAACGGUUCCAAAUUAGAAAAUAUAUAUUCAAACUUAAUAGAAACCAAGAAAUUUAUUGGAAAAUCAAGUUUGUGUAAAGUUAAACAGGAUGUCGACACUGAGCACAACACCGACGAAGAUACUAAAUUGAGCAACUGUAGCAAAUGUAAUCGCAAAGAAGAAAUGAGCAAGAUGCCAGACAUGUAUACUAAUUCAGCUAAUAGCUCUGAUAAUGCUCCUAAGGGCACUUCAACUUAUAGUUACCCUGACGAUACUAAAGACAACAGCGACUCUUCCAAAGUUAGGUUUGGCGCCGAUAAGGCCAUCGCCAGCAGGCUCAAUGCCAAGAGAAACAUACUUAUGCGACUAAAUACCAUGGCCAGCAACAGCUCCACUGACCCUUAUGAUCCUAAUGCUGGGUACGGUAACCAAUCUCCGGGUUAUGGAGGCUCUGGUGGAUACGCAACCGAUCCCAAUGCAGGUGGCGGCAUGGGGGCUCCUAUGGCCGGGUCUGCUCCUGCUAUGCCUGGGGACCCUUCUGCCGCGGGAAUGGGCGGCGGUAUGGAUGCUAGCAUGGGGGGAGGAAUGAACAACGGCAUGGCACCGCAAGCGGGCGGCUAUGUGCCUGAAAGCUAUCCAGGCCCAGGAUCAGUUCCAGGGUCCGCCUAUCCAAAUCCCGGCUUCGACCCCAACCAGUCUGGAUACGGGAACAACAACCAGUACGGUUACAGCAACGACUGGUAUAAUGGCCCCGAUUCCGGCUACGGCAACGGCAGUUAUCCUACAAACCCGGUCAGUACCACGCCCUAUUCCGACGAAGACGAUAUUCACGAAAGUUUCAAGUGCAAGUACCUUGCCUUUUUCUUCCCCGAAUGCACUGACAAGAAGCCUAGAAACAGGCCAAUGCCCGCACCAAAUCCAAUGCCCCCUGUUUCUCAGCAGUAUUGCAACAUUUACGGCACAACUGACCUGAACCUAAGCGACUUUUUGUGCAAUGCAAAUGAUUGGCUCGUGGUCAAUCAGAACAAUUCAGUGAGGCUCACGAGCAAUAAGCCCGUUUCAACCAUGCAGAACAUUGAGCUAAAGGGCAAUUACUGCAACAAGGAGUCGCUGUCAUGCACUCUUCAACUUGGGGAGAACUCCACAGCUGGACUAUCAGUCAGAGGUAUGAAUGGUGAAAGGACCCUGAUAGAAUUGAACUCGCUGACCAAGACCGUAUCACUAAAGCAGAUUAACAAUCAAACAACGCAGAUAUUGCUGGAGACUCCUUACAGUAAAAUGAACAGCAACUUCCUGCACCUGGUUCAAGUGAACGAUGGUGGAUUCCAAGGGACGUUAUCUGUUUUUGUCGACGGCAAUCACGUAUUUUCUAAACGUGAUAUACCAACUCAAACCACCGGACUAAUGGGUACCUACUUCUACUUAUUGCUAGAAUAA